GCAAGCUAGCCUUAAGAAAUUUUGCCGGUGUAAAAAUCCCCUAGCUGGAGAACAUCGAGAAAAAUCGUGGCUGUUUCGCUCCGGACCCGGACCGUGUUAUCGUUGUGAAGAGACGACUCAAUUUUUAACGUUUCGAAAAUGGCUAUGCACAUACCGAAAGCGCCUGGCAUAGCGCAGAUGCUCAAGGAGGGGACCCGCUGCUUUUCGGGCCUGGAUGAAGCAGUCUACAGAAAUAUUACAGCCUGUAAACAAUUUGCAGAUACUGUAAGAAGCGCAUACGGUCCUAAUGGGAUGAAUAAGAUGAUCAUUAAUCAUAUUGAAAAACUGUUUGUAACUAAUGAUGCAGCGACGAUUAUCAAUGAGUUAGAAGUGGAGCAUCCAGCUGCAAAGUUGUUGGUUUUUGCAUCAAAAAUGCAGGAAGCUGAAGUAGGAGAUGGAACAAACUUUGUUAUUAUCUUUGCUGGAGCUUUGCUUCAUGCUGCGGAAGAAUUGCUUCGUUUAGGAAUAACAACUUCAGAGAUUGUUGAAGGUUAUGAAAGUGCCUUGAACAAAGCACUCGAAAUUUUGCCAACAUUAGUUGUUCACGAAGUAAAGGAUGUACAUUCCGAAGACCAAGUGAGGAAGGGGAUCAGGACUGCUAUUAUGAGCAAACAAUAUGGAAAUGAGGAUAUUCUCGCUUCUCUUGUUACUCAAGCUUGCGUUUCGAUUUUACCAGAGAAAACAACAUUCAAUGUCGAUAAUGUACGGGUUUGCAAAAUACUCGGAGGUGGUUUGAACAAUUCCCAAGUUAUCCAAGGCAUGGUGUUUAAGCGUCAUGUAGAAGGAGAAGUCGCAAGAAAAACCAAUGCAAAGAUCGCGGUUUAUACUUGUGCCGUGGACAUCACACAGACUGAGACUAAGGGUACUGUGCUGAUAAAGACAGCCGAUGAGCUUUUGAAAUUCUCGCGCGGCGAGGAAUCAUUUCUGGAAAAUCAAAUCAAAUCAAUUGCUGAUAGCGGCGCCGAGGUAGUAGUGUCAGGCGGAAAAUUUGGAAGCAUGGUCUUACACUAUAUGAACAAAUACAAUCUGAUGGCUGUUCGUAUCCCGAGCAAGUUUGAUAUCAGACGACUUUGCAAAACUGUCGGUGCCACCGCGCUUUCGAAGCUGAUACCUCCAUCAAAAGAAGAGUUGGGAUAUGCCGAUACGGUACACAUAGACGAAUUGGGAGACACUAUAGUGGUAGUGUUCAAACUGGAUGGAAAGGAAAGUCGCGUCAGUACUGUGCUCGUGCGUGGUUCCACCGAGAAUUACAUGGACGAUAUCGAACGCGCGAUCGAUGACGGUGUCAAUACCUUCAAGGGCAUCACGAAAGACGGUAGAUUUGUCCCGGGGGCGGGUGCCACGGAACUCGAGCUUGCCGCGCAGUUGGCGUUAUACGCGGACACGUUACCCGGCCUAGAACAGUACGCAGCGCGCAAAUUUGCCACUGCCUUGGAGAUAUUCUCUAAGACGCUGGCUGAGAGCAGCGGUGUUCAUGCUUCUGAGCUUCUGUCAAAGUUAUAUGCAGCCCACAAGGAGGGAAAGAAGAAUUACGGUUUCGAUAUCGAUGGUGAAGGUGCAGCUUUGAUCGAUACCGUCGAGGCAGGAAUCCUGGAUCUAUAUUUGACAAAGCAAUGGGCGAUGAAAUAUGCGGUCGGUGCAGCGUGCACAGUUCUCAAAGUAGAUCAAAUUAUUAUGGCAAAGCGGGCAGGCGGCCCAAAGGUUCCAUCGGGAGGCGGUCGUGAUGAAGAUGAUUAAUAAAACAAA
Camponotus floridanus (Florida carpenter ant) is the source of this 1785-nucleotide messenger RNA. RefSeq names its product T-complex protein 1 subunit theta (gene CCT8). NCBI's taxonomy places the organism in Eukaryota, Metazoa, Arthropoda, Insecta, Hymenoptera, Formicidae. The record is from RefSeq and is a predicted model, not a curated record. Gene Ontology annotation, biological process: protein folding. Gene Ontology annotation, molecular function: ATP hydrolysis activity; ATP binding; ATP-dependent protein folding chaperone. The transcript has 5 exons. Bases 139 to 1776 code for a protein of 545 amino acids. Gene Ontology annotation, cellular component: chaperonin-containing T-complex.